UCUCGCGCCGGUCGCCGUGUGCCAGUCGUGUGUACGUGUUGGCGCGUGUUGCGCGUGCCUCGUGUGCCCUGCUCGCGAGAGGGUCCGCGCGUGCGAGGUUCUAAGAUGUGACGGGCCGAGGAUGGCCGAGAAUUGACCGCGAGGCAGCCGAAGCGCGGGCGUCGCAGGUCGGAGCGUGCCCGGGUGGGCGCCGAGUGCGCCGCGAGGCCGCCAGGUGGUGCCACCGCCGGGGCCAGCCAGGAGCGAGUACCGCCAGGGAAAUGCCGGCGCCGUCGGGCCCCAGGGCCGCCGUCGCCGACUCGCCGAGGAGAAGAGCCACGUUGUCGCCCCCGCGCGGACGCCGCGACGCCCAGGGCCCCGGAACGCCCUUCUGAGGGUGCAUCGCUCCGCGGAGACCGAGCAGAGCCCCGCAGCGCCCGGGACGAGGACCCGAUUUUAGGUUAGGUCGCCGGCACCAUAACCUCGCCAAGGCGGUGGGCCGCCUCGGUGGACGCCAAGGAGGAGACCGCCCGGCCGGAGCCGACGUUGCCGACGCUUACGCCGGAGCGUCGCUCGGCCGGAGCACCUCACCCCGGCAUUCGCUUCGUCGGCGGAACGCUGCGAUGGAAUGAGCCUCUGGAUGGUGGGACAAUGAAGGCCAAUGGGACUAACAAUGGUCGAUGUGUUUUUCAGGCUGUAGCCGCCUAAGUACGCCAUUGGCAGCCACUACCACCCUGGAGGACCCGGGUACUCCCGCCUCCUGGAAGGGCCCUCCGCCCGGCUCGGAGGCUUCGCCGUUUACUCCCAAUUCAGUUGGUCAGGGCGGGGGCCCUGGUUCCGGUCCUUAUAACAGUACGGGAGGUCCUCCAAGCAACACGGGAGGCUUCCAAGGUCCCAGCCCGUUCCCCGGAGGAGCGGGAAGUCCUGCAGGGGCUCCGCCUUAUCAAGGACCUCCGCCAGGGUCUGCGACUCCUCAGUACACCGCGUCCCCUGCCCCGAGUGGAUCCUCCACUCCGGGCCCAGGCCCACCACCGAACUCUGCUGGUUUUCCACCACCACCUAAUAGUUCCGGUCCCCCGUACAAUGGACCUGGACCGAGUCCUUUUGGCUCCCCUUCGGGUGGACCGCCACAGUUCGUCGGAAGGCCCAGCUCCUCCGGACCGCCGUUUGUGCCGUCUGGAGGUGGAAACCCUCACUUCCCUUCACCUGGACAACCGUUUGGCGGACCUCAGUAUGGGAUGCCACCUGGAAGCCCGUUCGGCCCUGGUGGACAUCCCAUGGCGGGGCCCAUCGGACCUGGACAUCCUGCGAUGAUGGGACCUGGUGGUUCGGUCGACCGGAUGGAUCAAGGAUCGUUACCUGUCCCCAGGAGGCACACACCUUACUUCGGCCAACCGGACUACAGGUUCUACGAGCUGAACAAGAGGUUACAGCAGCGUACGGAGGAGAGCGACAACCUUUGGUGGGAUGCGUUCGCGACUGAAUUUUUUGAAGAUGACGCCACUCUCACCCUCACCUUUUGCUUAGAAGACGGACCCAAGAGAUAUACGAUAGGAAGGACGUUGAUACCAAGGUACUUCCGUUCGAUAUUCGAGGGCGGAGUAACGGAGCUUUACUACAACAUGAAGCACCCGAAGGAGUCCUUUCACAACACCAGCAUAACCCUAGACUGUGAUCAAUGCGUAAUGGUCACGCAUCACGGGAAGCCGAUGUUCACGAAGGUGUGCACGGAAGCCAGGCUAAUACUGGAGUUCACCUUCGACGAUCUCAUGAGGAUAAAGUCGUGGCACAUGUCGGUCAGGGCGCAUCGGGAGCUGGUGCCCAGGUCCAUGGUGGGCAUCCAUACCGCCCAGCAGGAUCCGUCGAUGCUCGAACAGCUCAGCAAGAACAUCACGAGGCAGGGCAUUACCAAUUCCACCCUCAAUUACCUUAGGUUAUGCGUGAUCCUGGAGCCGAUGCAGGAACUGAUGUCGAGGCACAAGGCGUACGCCUUGUCGCCGCGCGAUUGCCUGAAGACGACGUUGUUCCAGAAGUGGCAGAGGAUGAUUGCCCCGCCGGGUAAGAGAGACGCCCAGAGGCCGCAGAACAAGAGAAGAAAGCGGAAAGGAAGCGCCUCGGGUGCGGGGAACAACGCCCCACCGGUGCCCAGUAAAAAGAGAUCACCUGGACCGAACUUCUCCUUGGCGUCCCAGGAUGUCAUGGUCGUCGGUGAGCCGUCCCUGAUGGGAGGCGAGUUCGGUGACGAGGACGAGCGACUGAUCACGCGGCUAGAGAACACGCAAUACGACGCCGCUAAUAGUCUGGAUCCUCAUAGUCACGACGCCUCCGGUGGACCUCCACCCCAUCCUCACCAGUUCCACUCCGAGCCGACCCCGGGCAACUCCUGGCCACCCGACCGUGGUCCUGGACCCCCACAGGGAGGGCCUGGCAGUCAGGGAGUGCAAGGCUCUCAGGGCGGCGCGGGUGCCGGUGUACAGGGGUCGCAGGACGCGAGCCAGCAGCAGCAAGACAAGAAGAGCCCCGCGGUGAGCCAGUGAGGCCAGGAGUCCCCGCGCCCCCCCACCAGGGGGCGACGGGGGCGCAGGCCCAAGAACGUGGCUCCCUAGCGGGGCGAGAACCUGAACCUCCUGGCGUCGCCCUACCUGGCCACCUUGUCGUCCCACGUCGGCGCGCUCCCUCUCGGCCCGGCCGAGCACCAGGCCCACGCGGGCCCCUCUUCCAUGGGGAUGGAACCCCUAGAGCCGAUGCUGACGCCUGCUCAGCCUACUGGUGGGGGCUUGACGCAGCCGAUCCAGCAGCCGCAGCCCCAGGGCCAGGACCCUCUCCAGAGCCUGGUGCAGCAGCUCUUCUACCUGCAGCAGCUCGAGUACCUCCUGGUGCAGCGCGGCCACAUCUGAGCGGAGUCGGAAGAGGGAGAGAGAAAGCGACCUAAAAGGAGCACGGAGAACGAGGGGGGAAGAGAGGACCCUCCGUCUUCGGUUUCCUGGGGCCGAGGCGACCGGUCUUCCCCUGGAGCGGACCAAUGACGCGCCCGGGGAAUCCAAGACGGCGGACAGCCAAGAUGGUGGAGAUCCAAGACGCGAGACGCCGCGCUGCCAGGGACGCAAGCACGGAGACGAGGACGGCGACGGGGAGACUCCUCUUCGCGCAGUACCCUUGGAGUCCUGGAGACGUCCUUCGGGGGCUCGUUUUAUCUCCUCGAGGGAUCUUGAUCCGUCUGCCCGGUGGACUCUCGAGCGCCGAGACGCGCAUGCGCGCCGCGGACCGGGGGCGGUUUUGUGUCGCGGCCGCCGCCGAGGGCGCCACUGGCGCGUGUGAUAUACUUGGGACGGGGGAUGAGCCGCGGCGAAGAGGAGAUUUUUAGAGGAACGCGUGAUCCGCGAGUCGAUUCGUCACGCCGAGAGACGCUCACCUUUGGAUAACACGCGACAGGGACGAUAUCGGUACCCGCUCUGACGCGAGCUGUGAAUGAAUCUCUAUCCGUCAACAGUAUUGAUAUAAUUAUAGAGUAAAUGAAUAUAAUAUUGUAAGAGAUCUAGCGUUAAGUACGUAUUGUGCAAACGUGUGUAAGAGGGGUGCGCGGUGUGCCAGGGAGAGAAAGGGAGCUUGAAUGAACGUGGCGAACGGGGUUGAGAGAAAGAGAGAGAGAGGGUGACGAUGGAGCGACGAAGGGAGGGGCCGGGGAUUCGAUGUUUUAGUACGCGACUCUGACGAUUAUUCUUUUCCUUUUUUCGAGGUAUUUAUUCGGCAGGAAAGGGGCCAGAAAGACGAGCUCUCGAGACCGGAAGCUUCCUUCCGAGGGGAACCGUUCGACCGUUCCCUGUUUCGCUGGACCGUAGUCAAGAUAAGAAGCACUCGGCAAAUAAGAGAGGCGUGACUAAUCGCGGAGAGAUGGUACUUUGCGAUGCUUGAAAAUAUUUAUUACCGUUCAUUUACCUGGGGGAAAGGGUUUGACCCGGAAGUCUGUGUAUUGUCAUCAUUUUUCGGGGUUGAACUUCUCGACGGGAAAUGCGGAACUUUCGGGGCUGGUAGUAAAUGGGGAAUUGUACAAUUAUUUCUGUUACUCUUAUCGUGAAUGCAAUAGUUGACAAAGUGAUCAUUCAAGAUCCUUCAACCUUCGUAAAUCAAACGGUUUACCUGGUUUUUAAUUAUAAUCUUGCAUCGUUUUUCGCAAAGACUGGUCGUUGAAUUUCGUAUUACUCUCAGUCUAUGUUAAGAUCCUUGAAAUUCGAGAUUAAAAUUAAUUCGACAAUCUUGUAAUACUUUCCACGUAUUUAAAGGCUUAUUUGAAGUUAGCUUUCAAUUACGUCGAAUUAAGAUUUCGGAGAGAAGACCGUGGGAACCUUGAGUCGCUCCUCUUCCCGAAGUCUUAAUAAUGUAUAUACCGAACCAAAAGUCUCGAAUUCUGCCAAUUCCAAAUAAGUCCUGAAAUACUGUAAAAUAUUUAAAAAAAAACCGACUCCUCGGAACUUAAUAUCAUUUCUCCUGGCAACCUGACUCCCCGAACAUCGUCGAGGGUCUGAUAGAACCUCGUCGGUUCGUGCUAAUUGAAGAUUGUUCGUCGCAACAUUGUCGAGGUAUUCGGCAGCGCCGCGACGCUCUCUCUUUCUCCUCUACGGGAAUUCCCGAGGGAAAUCUUGCGGGGCUCUUGCGCGACACACGAACCUUCCGUCAAACGUUUCGCUCAGAGGUGGAAUCGAAUGCGAUAAUCCGUUCGUUGUCCAUAAAUGUACAAAGGAGAGAGCAGCCAUUAAGUGCAGAGCUCUCUCGACCCGGCUUCGAGUUUUCCCGAAUUGUUCAGGUUCACCCCGCAAACGCAAUUCCCGUAGAAUCCUCUCUUGAGUUACUUGACAAUCAUGCUCUUUCCCCCCUCGCUUCCCAUUUCUCUCUCUUUCUUUUCCCUCCUACUUUCUUCCUCUUUCCGUACCGUGCCCGGGGAAACAACGUCGUAACACAUUUUCGCAAUUCCCGACGAGAGAAAUUAGAAUCCCACGGCGCAGAUUGCUCGGAACGGACGUGUUCCUUUUUUUUUUUUUUUUCAUUAAUUAAUCAACUUGCCGAGAAGAAAUCCAUUUUUUGUGGGCCCUUACAAUGGCCCACCGACCCUGCGAAUCAAUUUAUUACCCGCCGGGUAAAUUUCUUUUUGUUUACCGGCGAGCGAAGGGCGACCUGCCCUCUGAAUUAUACAAGAUAUGUGUUCUCUUCCAUUUUUGCGGGGAAACGAAAUACCACACACUCGAUGGGAGGAUAUAACGUUUCGCAAACCGCCGUGGAAAACCGCGAGUACUUUUACCAAUCAUGUUAAGCAUAUCCAAUUAAUCGAAGGGGGAUACAAAUUAAGAUGCGACUUUCCGCUAAGUCCCUAAUUCUAAAAGCGAGGAAAAGGAAAGAAUUUCACGCUCGCCAUUUCCUACCGAGGAGCGCACUUCGUUUGCUGAUUUUUCCAACGCGAAGAGGGCUCGCAACUUAUACAACUAUUAUUUAUAAUGCUGGACAAAGAAGGAUUUUCACCGAUGACUUCCUGAUCGUUCGGGAGGAGCGAUGCAAGUGUUCCUUUAAAAUUGUUCUUCGUUCGGCUAUAACAAUCGGAAUGUAGAAUAUAUUAUUCAACGACGCCGUUUCGCGGAAUCAUCCUUAAUUAUUGUAACUAAAUUCGCACACGUCUACGUUUGGCAGAUUUGACAAGACAGACCUGAAAGGUUCACGGUUGAGCACAAGUGACGGUGUAUGGGGAUUACACGCGUGUACGCGCGAAAAUUACGCGAAUUAGUUUCUUAAGCCACGUGCGCGAGCGAGAAAGAAGAAUGUACGCGUGUGUGGGUGGGUGGGUGUAAACGAGAGUGACAGGGAGAGAGAGAGAGAAACGAGAGCUUCAGCGAUUUCGCAUAGGUGCGUGUAUGAUAAGGAGAGAAAAUGCGAAAAAGAGAGCGAAAGAGAGAGAAAGUGUCCGUGGUGAGUUCUACGCGCGAAUGUGUACGGUGGGUUUUAGGAUAAAAUGAUCUAUUGACAAAUGUUGUAUAUUAUUACGAAUUAUAAUGACACUAUUAUAAUUAAUUAAUUAUUAUACCAUAAUAAUGUGAAUUGAAUUUAAACAAAAAAAUACAUAAAUGAUAAGUAAUAGGAACAAUUUUUAAUUGUUAGCGAAGCACACGGAUCGCCGCGGUAGAGAGGGACUGCUUGAUAAGGAUGUUUAUGAGCGAGAUGAAAAAGAUAACGGGGACGUAUUUCUUUCUUUCGUUUCUUAACAUGAUGCACGAUCGAAGGGAGACUUUUAAGGGAAUUCUUGACGACCGUCUUGUACUCCUGCCCGCGGGGAGAAUACCAAAAAACCUUUUAUGCACUGUAAAAGAAUUCCACGGUGUGGAUUUGGAGGAUUCACUAGACAACGUGGAUCGAUGAAAACCACGCCUGAUCCGAUCGAUCGAUUUAACGUCGUGCAAGUUCACACCGGCUGGCUCGAGGUAGAAUUUUUUUACAGUACUGUGUAGUAAUAGACUUUGGUAUUACUUGGAGGAUCUAUGAGACCGUCGUAAAGGCUCGUUUAACGCGACCCGACGUCCUGUACAAUUUUCACGACGGCUCCAGGGUUUCCUAGCUUUUGACCAAUCACCGGACGAGUUCUGGCGACGUCGUGGAAAAAUUGUACAGGGCGUUACAUUGUAUAGAAGAAGAAGAAGAAGAAGAAAAAAAACGAAAAUGAAAGGGGGCUUGCAAUCGACGUUAAUUGUGCACCCGUCUAGGAGCCGAUCCGCGCGGUCGAACGACGACUAAUUGACUUAGGGUUUAGCAGUUUUCGAAUUUGUAAUUUACUUGACUUAUUGAUUAAUCGCCGGGAUAAUGUACAGCUCGAGGGCGCCGAUCGGCUAAUGGGCGGGCUUUUUGAAAAUCGCUCAUGUUCAUCGAGGAGACGAAUCGAUCGUUGGCAUGGUCGCGCGAAUCCGCGGCGAAUCUUGCCUGCAUUACAGCGAGUUUAGUCUUUGCCAAUGGUCGAUUUGCAAGUAGCGAUAGCUGCUGAGUCGAGGAAUAAAAUCUUGUCGACGUUGAUUUUUUGUCCAGGCGAGGUGAUGUUGUAUAGAGGGUCUUCCCAGGAUGCAUGGUCUCCACGCGAUGCAUCUGUACAUCCCUCCUCUGCGUCGCGCAUCGCUCGAGAACGUAGCCUAAGGGUCGUCUCAGACAUAUCCGUGACGUUUCCGUGCACUGAUGGAAAUAACGUAUCUUUCUUUAGACUCAUAUGACAUUGUUCAUACAUUUCUGUAGCGGUAUCUGUAUUCGUUGUAUGAGGUCGAGGAAUAAGUUCCCGCCGAUUACCUUACGUUAAAAAAUUCUAUUUCUCGUACUAACGACGGGAUAAGAUGCUGACGCUGUGACGGAAAUCACUCAUUUCUACUUAUCGGCUCUUCCAAAAGUGCCUUUUGCUUUUGUAAUUCCAUAUUCGGUAUUUUCUGACAGUAGAAAGACCUUUGAGUCAUCUGGAAGCGUUGAUGGGAUUCGGUUUCACCUGUUGGCUCUUUGAUGUUGCGAAUUCGCGUUCUAUGUUUCUCAUUUACUAAUUUCAUGACUUCUUUUUUUGUUGUGAAGUACCUUCCCACUCGUAUGAAAUUAGUGCAAUUACUGGGGGUUCCUCGGGGGGGAAAAUUAAUUUUUCUUCGUGUCUCGAGGGUCAUGUCUCCAUGACACUGAAGGGAAGUCGUAGCAGAGGGUGAAUACUCUGGACGGAUAUGCACGGAUACGUAACGGACGUGGCAUGGAUAUGUUUGAACCGGCCUUAAAACAACGGAAAUGAAUUUACAGUUGUACGAGCCGUAUAUCUACAUGAAUGAGCGUGGUUGGCCCCCUCAGGUGUUCGUACACCUUGCGAGCCAAAGCCUUGCUUUUCGAGCGAGGGGAUAUUCACUCGGAAAUCAGUCGAGACAAUGUCUUUCUUUGCGAACCAAUUGCAAUUGAUUAAAACAAUAAACGUUAGUAACACGUGAAGUUCAGCGUAAAAGCAUCGCAGCAAAACUAGUAAAGGUAAAAUUCAAUAGGUAUUUUACUUUACAAAAUUCAUACGUGAUGUAAAUUACAUGAAUAUGGGACUUCAUGCUUCCUCAUACUUCCUUUAAGUAUUUUAUGUAAAAAACCUCGAAUGUCGCGUACAGCCCUGACGAGUGUCCUUUCUCCGUAUAGUUGCGAAUAAUUUAAAUGCAUUACAUUACAGGUUCUAGAGAUUUACAGCUGACUUAUAAGUAAUGUUUAACGGUAAAAAGAUUGAUUUCGUGAGUGAAUAGCCCCUUCGAAUCCGAGCGUUGUGGGAGGUCCGACUGUAUACUCGAGCAGCGUCGCGGCUGUAGAUAGAAAUUAUCUGGAACCACCACCACGAACCUUCAACUGAGUUUAACGUUUCCUUCGUUACGAGACCUCGUUCGUGUUUUUUGUACAAAAUGGAGUGUUAGCCACUUUCGAAGGUGUGCACCCUUCGAAGGUGGGCAUGGUAGGGCGAGAUCUGGUCCAGAAGUCUUCGACCAUAUAUACGUGGACGCGGCACUCCCUGUAAAGGACAAUUGUGCUUAAUGAGGUUUAUACUGUAAAAAAGGUUAUUGUAAAAAACUAGCAAUGUUUACCGGCUCCGUGGCACGAACGACGCGUCGAGUAGGCAUCGAAAAUCCGACUAGUCGAUAUUCCUUCUUGUUUUCUUUUUUCUUUCUUUUCUUUUCUCCUCUUUUCUUCCUCGGUUGGACCGAUUUUAUUUCCAUCCUCGGGACUUUGUUCGAUCCUCACGUUUUCGCCACCUUCGCGGUAUCUUUUGUCAGUGAAACCAACAUUGUCAUGCGGACGCCCGACGUGCGGUUGUAAUUUUUAGACUCGGAAGGGAAAUUGUCUAGGAUGCACACCUUUUUCGAUGUAUUUUCCGUUACGAUAAUCACUUUUACGCACCUAAGUAUACAGUGAAUAAAACAUUGUUUACGAAUAUCGACGCCAGUGUGCUUCAUCAUUUAACGCAAACGGAGAUAAUUGUUUUGCGCAAAUUUUCGUACACGCUUUGGGCACGUUGUUCCUUGAAAGCGUUUAAAUGUUCAUCGGAGAGACAUUCGCUGUGUCAAGGUAAUGACAUCUUAGUAACUUCCAAGGAACCCGCGAAUGUAUUUAUUACCUUUGCCAUUACCUGUUUUAACAUCAAAAUUGUUACGAAAAUUUGCGUGUACAAUGUGUACUUAUGUUAUUAAUUGACAAGAAAUACCCUGGUGGUUAAAUCUCACGGUUCUCGUCGGAGCUCCUUCUUUCUUCGUGUAUUAAGUGCAUACAUUCUCUGAAAGAUGUUAAAUUAUGUAACUGAUUAGGUCUCCCAGAAUCCAUGCUUUUAAUAUACAAGUAAUGAAGGAAAUUUUUACGUCUUAUUGUUUGAGAUUGCUGUAUAUAGUGUUGAACGUGUUUCGAGCAUCAAUGUUGGUUUCGGUCAGCUUGCGAAAUGCUGAGUUCAUUUAUCUAUGGUCGAAGGGCGAAAUCGAAUUUCUCUCUUGGCAUCACAUUUCCUAGACAAUCGGCGCAGCUUUCAAUAAUUCCAGAUACCGCAACAUCGGAGAUACAAAGAGUUUAAUGCCAUCGAUCGACGGCGGUGAAAUUCCAUAUCUUCAUCUUGAGAACGUCGCUUUUUAAAUGUUGGAGUCGGAUGGCCUUUACUGCAGGGAUUCCCCUUAAUUCUUCCUUCGAAUUUCAGGUUGCUCUAAAUGAGAAAAAAAAAUUCGGAUCAAUCGCCGGGAAACCAUAAAAUCUUCCUGACAAACUGUAAAAAUGCGCUCCCGUGGAAAGAAGUCUUUACCCUGACCAUGAAUCUCUUCAUCGAGGUAAGCCCAAUGAAAUGAAGAGCCUAAAUAAUCACGAUCAUGUUUAAAUCAUUGAGUCCUAAUUAUAAUUACUCUCGGACGCGCUUGUAUAUAUUUAUAAUUUUACUCGUAAAAAAAAAA
Molecule: messenger RNA, 9920 nt
Organism: Orussus abietinus
Lineage: Eukaryota; Metazoa; Arthropoda; Insecta; Hymenoptera; Orussidae
Gene: Chi
Product: LIM domain-binding protein 2
Exons: 10
Coding region: 660-2516 (618 amino acids)
Biological process (GO): negative regulation of transcription by RNA polymerase II; nervous system development; positive regulation of transcription by RNA polymerase II
Cellular component (GO): transcription regulator complex; nucleus
Molecular function (GO): LIM domain binding
Source: RefSeq, a predicted model, not a curated record